This is a messenger RNA of Phytophthora sojae, 1011 nucleotides long. RefSeq lists its product as hypothetical. Gene Ontology annotation, molecular function: hydrolase activity. The record is from RefSeq and is a predicted model, not a curated record. The transcript has 4 exons. NCBI's taxonomy places the organism in Eukaryota, Oomycota, Peronosporomycetes, Peronosporales, Peronosporaceae. Bases 1 to 1011 code for a protein of 336 amino acids.
AUGGAGCCGAGUGAGUGGGAGCGAUGGCCGCACGCCUUCGUGCAGACGCCCGAGGGACUCCGCGUGCACUUCGUGGACGUGGGGCCUAAGGACGGACUCCCCGUCGUGAUGGUGCACGGGUGGCCCGACCUCUGGUUCGGCUGGCGGCACCAGAUCCAAGCCCUCAGCCCCAAGUACCGACUCAUCGUGCCAGAUGUCCGCGGCUUCGGUCAAAGCUCGACGCCGCCCAAUACCGAGGCCUACGGAGCCAAGAACAUCUGCAACGACCUGGUGGCGCUACUGAACGAGCUGAAGAUCGACAAGGCUGUGUUCAUCGGCCACGACUGGGGUGGCCGCCACAUCUGGAGGUUCGGCCUCUAUUAUCCCGAGAGGGUCAUCGCUCUCUGUGCAGUGUGCACACCGUACGACCCACCGAGGAAGACGUAUCUGUCGCUGGAGAAGGUGGUGGAGAUGGUGCCUCAGUUCAAGUACCAGCAGUUCCUGGCCAACACCGCCGUCUCCGGAAAAGUGCUGGACGCCUCGCCUCGUCGGCUGUUCACUGCCAUGUUCCGCAAGCCGUCGGAAAUGGGGCCUCGAGAGACUCGCAUGUCCCUGCGGAAGACGCUCAUGGCCGUCGACUCGGAUGUGGACCACCCGGUGUUUACCCAACGCUCGACGCUGCUCUCUGAGGCCGAGCUGGAGUACUAUAUCCAGCAGUACUCAAGCAGCAAGUUCGCCAGUACGUGCCAGACCUACGCCACGGGCAAGAUCGACUUUGAGAACGAGCUGCAGCUGCCCCGAGUGGUCAAGCACCGGGCGCUGUUCAUUGGCGCGGCUAAGGACGCGGUGCUCAAGCCCGAAAUGGCACGAGGCAUGGCCAAGGUGGUGCCGAACCUGGAGACGAGAGUGAUCCAGGAUGCAGGCCACUGGGUGCUUUGGGAGCAGAAGGAAGAGGUGAACGCAAUCCUGUCCGAGUGGCUGGCCAAGAUUGCUGCCAGUAUCCAGGAUAGCAACCCCAGCGCGAAGCUGUAA